AUGCGAAAUUUUUGUCGCCUCAUCAGGUCGCGAGCUUCCACCAAGCCUGAUGUUUCGGCUGCCGUGGAGUUGCAUUUGAAGCUUGUUGGCCUCACGCCUCCUCAGGGUUUCUCGGCCGUUGACCUUGACCAGAACGACGAAUCGUCUGCAAUGUGUAACCCAACUCGCCAAAACACAAUAACCACUGACGAAUCAAGUUUGACCGAUGCUAGCUAUUAUCGAUAUGCAUCAGAUGUGAACCUUCCUUGGCGCGUGCACGCGACGCUCCGUUGGGCUUUGGUUUGUUGUGUGCGACAAUUUGGCGACCACCUUAGAGUAAUUCAAAUGGAUGCCAAGCAGAAGAGGAAAUUAGAACAGUUAUGGAAUACUCUGCCCGGAGGUGUUUAA
Mesocestoides corti is the source of this 387-nucleotide messenger RNA. The record is from the annotation of a GenBank genome assembly. NCBI's taxonomy places the organism in Eukaryota, Metazoa, Platyhelminthes, Cestoda, Cyclophyllidea, Mesocestoididae.